Molecule: messenger RNA, 1095 nt
Organism: Penicillium alfredii
Lineage: Eukaryota; Fungi; Ascomycota; Eurotiomycetes; Eurotiales; Aspergillaceae
Product: uroporphyrinogen decarboxylase HEM12
Exons: 4
Coding region: 1-1095 (364 amino acids)
Biological process (GO): heme biosynthetic process
Cellular component (GO): cytosol
Molecular function (GO): uroporphyrinogen decarboxylase activity
Source: RefSeq, a predicted model, not a curated record
AUGCAGGAACAAUUCGCGCCGCUCAAGAACGAUCUGCUGCUGAGAGCAGCCAAGGGGGAGAAGGUGGAACGCCCGCCGAUAUGGGUGAUGCGACAGGCUGGUCGUUACCUGCCCGAGUAUCAUGAGGCUAAGGGAAACCGGGACUUCUUCGAAUGCUGCCGCUCGCCGGAAGUCGCAUCGACCCUGACGCUCCAACCCAUUGAUCGAUAUGCGGGGCUGAUUGAUGCGGCGAUUAUCUUCUCGGAUAUCCUGGUCAUCCCGCAGGCCAUGGGCAUGAAGGUGGAAAUGGUGGACAAGAAGGGCCCGCAUUUCCCGGAGCCGCUCUCGUCUCCGACGGAUGGCCAGUACGCCCAGGUGCUGGAAAAGCAGGUGGAUGUGAAGGCGGAGCUGGACUAUGUCUACAAGGCUAUCACGCUCACCCGGCACAAGCUCCAGGGCCGGGUGCCUCUCAUCGGGUUCUGCGGUGCACCGUGGACUCUGCUCUGCUACAUGGUCGAGGGUGGCGGCAGCAAAUUCUUCGUCCAGUCCAAGAAGUGGAUCUACAAGUACCCGAAGGAGUCGCAGGCUCUGCUGCAGAAGAUUGCCGAGAUCUGUGUCGAGUACCUGGCGCUCCAAGUCGCGGCCGGUGCGCAGUUGGUGCAAGUUUUUGACUCGUGGGCCGGUGAGCUGUCGCCCAGCUCGUUCACUUCGUUCUCGCUGCCUUAUCUGCGCUACAUCUCCGCCAACCUUCCCAAGCGCCUGCAAGAGAAGGGCUUGGAGCCCGUCCCGAUGACGGUGUUUGCCAAGGGCGCGUGGUAUGCCCUGGACGACCUGUGCCAGUCGGGCUAUAAUGUUGUUGGCCUGGACUGGCUGCACGAUGCGGGCGAAGCUAGGCGCAUUGCCAACGGCCGCGUGACCAUCCAGGGCAACGCGGAUCCUGGCAUCCUCUACGGAGGGCGUGAGGCCAUCACCGCCGCGGUCGAGAACAUGGCUGAAGGAUUCCAAAAAGGCAAGCAGGGAUGGAUCGUGAAUCUGGGUCACGGGGUUACUCCGUUCGUGGAUCCCGAGCUUCUGAAGUUCUACUUCGAAGAGAUCCACCGUCUGACGGCGUCGUGA